Messenger RNA from Cataglyphis hispanica, 1004 nucleotides. RefSeq names its product NADH dehydrogenase [ubiquinone] 1 beta subcomplex subunit 8, mitochondrial (gene ND-ASHI). Gene Ontology annotation, cellular component: mitochondrion. The record is from RefSeq and is a predicted model, not a curated record. The coding region runs from base 368 to 904 and encodes 178 amino acids. The transcript has 4 exons. Lineage: Eukaryota; Metazoa; Arthropoda; Insecta; Hymenoptera; Formicidae.
GGCCCCGUAAAAUUUUCGCGAGGAAAAAUUACUCACAAUUACAGUCAAAUGUGGAAUGUAAAAUAAAUAUAUGAAAUGACAAAUCUCCUUCGCGAAGGAGAGAAAACGCGAGGAAUUGUUAGUUAAAGCGCACGAUCGAAAAAAAAUUAACGGGGAAGUUCCCUAAUCGCGAAUCAUCGCGAAUAUAUAGUUGGAAAGUUACUUCUGAUGUAAAUAAAAUUGCAAUAUUUUACCCAGGAUCACGGCAACGUGUUCGUAGUUUUAGUAUACAUUACAAUCUUGACGUAUCGCGUGUAUUCGCGCAUUGAUUCUUCGAUCAAGUACGUUUACGACACAACGACAACCUGCUUCCAUCGCGAAUAACAAAAUGGCUCUAGCAAGUAAACUCUGUGGACUGUCGAGUCAAUUGUUUAGAAGUAAAGUGUAUUUUUACAGCGCAGUGAGAUGCUAUGCCGACAAACCGAUGCCGUGGAAUAAAAUUUGGCAACCAAGGAUAUACUCGGAAAAGAAUCAUGAUAAAAUUGCUGAAAAGUAUAAUCUGCAUCCAAAGGAAUAUAAACCUGCUCCCAAGGAAGAAUGUAUCGGUGAUUAUCCGGACAUGCCAAUGAUAGGACCAGCUGCUAAAGAUCCAUACUAUCCAUAUGACAUACCAACCUACAAAAAAAAUUAUAAAGAGACGGUGCAUCAUAAGUUUGAGUUAAUGGGCGAAGAUCGUUUUAGUUAUGGUUACAAAUAUAGAAUCGAUUUACAUCUAGCAACAGCGGUAUUUUUCGCAUUCAUGAUUACUCUCUUUACAAUUUGCUAUUUAUUAGAGGACUAUCCUACAUUCACACCAGUGAUGCAAAAGCAAUAUCCUCAGAAAGAUAAAGUACAUUAUACAUUUGAACCAGCAAAUCCUAAGUAAUAUGAUUAAUCUCGAAUAGAUAUAAGCUUAUAUGAAAAAUAGAGCAGUGUUUGACGUUAUAUACAUAUGUAUUGUAAUAUAUGAAUAGUUCUUAUUACAA